UAGACGCGACGCGAGUCGUUAUCAGAAACAAACUCCUCUUCUCCGCUUAUCUUCCACAUUCACGCGGCGGCCUUUGUUGUUGGCCGUCAACUUUCCUCUUCCUUACUUCAAAUUACGUCAAAGCCCUCCUCCUCCUCUUCGUCCACCUCUUCCUGUUCCUCUUCCUCUCCUCAGACCACAGCAGGGGGGCAGAGCGGACCUCCCGCCCCCCACUCCCAGAUUCCAGAGAGUGGCGAUGGCCGACGCUUUGACGUUUGAUGCGGACUCAAAAAGCCGUUUGUGUGCGGGGCACAAGGAGCCUUUGUGUGAAUGUGCUGCCGGUGCGUGUGACCCGCUCCGUACGGGCCGGGCCGGAGAGCGAGCCGUCAUUAGCGAUGCAGAGUCAUGAGGCACUGAUCCCUGCCCCUGACCGCCCGUCCACAGCGAGGACAACAUCCAUGCCAAGCUAAACGUGGAUGGGCGUGCUGGCUCGGAGAUAACAGCUGAAGUUGAAAGUGCUCUGCAGCUAUCUAACGAGGCGUAUGUCCUCCACUCGCGCUCCCCAGACCCGGAACCGAAGAUGAACUGGGCGUCCUUCUACGCGGUGGUGAGCGGCGUGAACCGUCACUCCACUGGCAUCGGCCGCAUCUGGCUGUCGGUGCUCUUUAUCUUCCGAAUCCUAGUGCUGGUGGUGGCGGCCGAGAGCGUGUGGGGCGACGAGAAGUCGGGCUUCACCUGCAACACGCAGCAGCCCGGCUGCAACAGCGUCUGCUACGACCACUUCUUCCCCGUGUCCCACAUCCGCCUGUGGGCGCUGCAGCUCAUCCUGGUGUCCACGCCGGCGCUGCUGGUGGCCAUGCACGUGGCCCACCGCCGCCACGUCGACAAGAAGAUCCACAAGCUGGCGGGCCGCCUUGGGCCCAAGGAGCUGGAGCAGAUCAAGAGCCAGAAGAUGAAGAUCGUGGGCGCGCUGUGGUGGACCUACGUCAUCAGCCUGUUCUUCCGCAUCAUGCUGGAGGUCAUCUUCAUGUUCCUCUUCUACAUGAUCUACCCCGGCUACAAGAUGAUCCGCCUGGUCAAGUGCGACUCGUACCCCUGCCCCAACACGGUGGACUGCUUCGUGUCGCGGCCCACCGAGAAGACGGUGUUCACCGUGUUCAUGCUGGCCGUGUCGGGCGUCUGCAUCCUGCUGAACAUCGCCGAGGUCCUCUUCCUGGUGGCGAAGGCCUGCGGGAGGCAGCUUAGCAACACCAAGGACGGGGGCGGCCUCUGGGGCUGGCUGGCCCACAAGAUCUCCUACUAGCAGCACCCGCGGGACCAGGGCCAGACCUGGGACUGGACCAGAGAGGAGACCAGACUGGAUCAGACUAGACCAGAGACUAGACACUAAACCAGACCAGACCUGGGACUGGACCAGAGAGGAGACCAGACUGGAUCAGACUAGACCAGAGAGGAGACCAGACUGGGUCAGACUAGACCAGAGAGGAGACCAGACUGGAUCAGACUAGACCAGUGUAGAGACCAGACUGGAUCAGACUAGACCAGAGACUAGACACUAAACCAGACCAGACCUGGGACUAGACCAGAGUAGAGACCAGACUGGAUCAGAUUCGACUGGAGUAGAGACCAUACUGGAUCAGACUAGACCAGAGACUAGACACUAAACCAGACCAGACCAGGGACCAGAGCAGAGACUAAAGUCUAGAAACCAGAGACUAAAGACAAGAUAAGACCAGAGAUCAAAGUAGAGCAGUGACCAGAGUAGACCAGAGAUCACACUAGAGACUAAAGUCCAGAGACCAGAUCAGACUAGAGACCAGAUAAGAGCAGAGACCAGACUAGACACUAAAGUCUAGAAACCAGAGACCAGAUAAGAAGAGAGACCACACAUGCACCUCCCCCCCCCCCACGACGCACACGGACAUCUCAGAGUCUUACGGAACUAACACGUUUAAUUAACCUCCUCUAAUUCAGCUUCAGUGAAGUUUCCUGCUGCGGACCCCCUGAUGAGAGGAUGAACGGCCAGAGACCCCCGGCGGUUAGCCCCUGAUGAGCGGAUGAACGGCCGGAGACCCCCGGAGGUUAGCCCCUGAUGAGAGGGUGAACGGCCGGAGACCCCCGGCGGUCAUACCCUUAAGACGGGCGAGACCGGACCCUUACCCGUCAGUCACAGCUGAUACAGGGACGGUCUGGGAGAGGGUUUUGGGUCUCUGGUUCUGGUGUGAAAGUAUUUCUGAUGUACUGUACCGGUUCCACGAUACUGCAGGUGAGUGUACCCGGGUAACAGCAGUAGUAGUAUUGGUAAUGGUUAUGGUAAAGGUACUGAUAUUUGCACAAUAUUGUUAGACUUGUUGCUCUUGUUAUUCUGUUUUGAAUAUUUGGCCAUGUUGCUCUCCUGUAUUGUCAAUGACUAGUCAUGGUUAAACUAUAAUGACUUGUUAUUAUUAAUAAUUGUUUAUUAAUAUGUAUUAGCUUACAACGAAUGCAUUUGUCAGCCGUGGAAAAAAAAAGACCAGGAAACAUGAUGAUGUAAUGAUGCGUUAAUAAUGAAUGCUUAUUAAUGUAUAUAUAAUGCAAAUGAAUUGAUAUUAUAUAUUUUUAUAACAUCUUAAAUCGUGUUCACCAUUCCACUUGAAUGUAGAGUUUAUUGUAUGCUAGUAAUAUUUAAACGUAUUGCUAAUAAUGUAUUGCUAAGACUCUUUGAAUCCACACCCUCUACCCUAAUUUGCUUGAUUUAAUGUGUAAAUAUUCAUCGUGAAUGUUGACAAAGUCUUCAAUUAUUUCUUAAACACUUGAAUAAAAUAAUGUUUUUAAGUUUUCGG
Molecule: messenger RNA, 2801 nt
Organism: Gadus morhua (Atlantic cod)
Lineage: Eukaryota; Metazoa; Chordata; Actinopteri; Gadiformes; Gadidae
Gene: gjb1a
Product: gap junction protein beta 1a
Exons: 2
Coding region: 560-1282 (240 amino acids)
Biological process (GO): cell-cell signaling
Cellular component (GO): connexin complex
Molecular function (GO): gap junction channel activity
Source: RefSeq, a predicted model, not a curated record